AUGGACUCUGGCCAGGCUGCCUCACAGCCCUCGGCUGCAGCCACAACCACGAGCUCUUCCUCCAUAGGACAGGAUGAAUCGGCCGUCAUGAACUCCAUGUAUCAAGUCGACUGGGUGCAAAAACUGCUCAUGCAGAUCAAAGAGUGCCUACGACAGAAUAGUGAUUGGCUUGGGAUCGACCCUUCCAAGCCCCAGACGAUCCUUGAUUACGCAUGCGGCAACGGCACUGUGUCUCUCGGACUACUGGACAGUUUUCCACUUGCAAAGUUCCGAGGAAUAGAUAUUCUAGACUCCCAAGUGCAACUAUACAAUGAGGAGGCGUCUAAGGUCCUGGGCCCCGACCAUCGCAGUCGUAUGUACGCCAUACCGGGUGACCUGAACGACCCCGAGAAAACCCCGGUGCUAAGCCAGCCCGAGUGGUUUACUUUCGACUGCGCUAUCAUGAGCUUCGGACUGCAUCACGUCGACGAUCCGAUCGAUUUCCUCAGACUGCUCGGAGCUCGGGUGAAGCCCGGUGCCACCCUUGUCAUAGUAGACUGGGUCAGAGAUACGAAGGCGAACCCUCCGCGUGUAUAUGACCAGGCCAGGGAGCGAAAGUACAAUCCAAGUAACAUGCUCCCUGUACCCAUGGGCAAGGUCUGGCCAGGCUUCUCGGAAGAUGAUAUUCGAGAGGACUACACUCUCGCUGGGUUCACAGCCGUAGAAGUGCGAAUAUGGCCCGAAAAGAUCGAUCUGCCCCAGCAGGCAAACUUCGGGGGCCGCAGCAUUCUAUAUGUCUCCAAGGCCACUGUUCCAUUGCCACCAUGA
Molecule: messenger RNA, 807 nt
Organism: Thyridium curvatum
Lineage: Eukaryota; Fungi; Ascomycota; Sordariomycetes; Thyridiales; Thyridiaceae
Exons: 3
Coding region: 1-807 (268 amino acids)
Source: RefSeq, a predicted model, not a curated record